GGCGGAGGCCCAGAGGUGCACCACGUGGGGUUGCCGCUGGAGCUGACUCUGCGGCCGGCGUCCAGUUCGGGUGUAGGAUUGAAGCUGGAACCGUGGAGAUGCGGAAGGAAACUCCGCCUCCUCUAGUGCCCCCGGCGGCCCGCGAGUGGAACCUUCCUCCGAAUGCGCCCGCCUGCAUGGAACGGCAGUUGGAGGCUGCGCGGUACCGGUCUGAUGGGGCGCUGCUCCUCGGGGCCUCCAGCCUGAGCGGCCGCUGCUGGGCCGGCUCCCUCUGGCUUUUCAAGGACCCCCGUGCGGCCCCCAACGAGGGCUUCUGUUCCGCUGGCGUCCAGACAGAGGCCGGAGUGGCAGACCUCACGUGGGUGGGGGACAGAGGGAUCCUCGUGGCUUCUGAUUCAGGUGCGGUUGAACUGUGGGAGCUGGAUGAGAAUGAGACACUUAUAGUCAGUAAGUUCUGCAAGUACGAGCACGAUGACAUCGUGUCUACCAUCAGUGUCCUGAGCUCCGGCACGCAGGCUGUCAGUGGUGGCAAAGACUUCUGCAUCAAAGUUUGGGACCUUGCCCAGCAGAUGGUGCUAAAUUCAUACCGAGCUCACGCAGGGCAGGUCACCUGUGUCGCUGCCUCGCCCCAUAAGGACUCCGUGUUUCUUUCGUGCAGUGAGGACAAUAGAAUUUUACUGUGGGAUACCCGCUGUCCCAAGCCAGCGUCACAGAUGGGCUGCAAUGCCUCUGGCUACCUUGCUACUUCACUGGCUUGGCAUCCUCAGCAGAGUGAAGUCUUUGUCUUUGGUGAUGAGAAUGGGACUGUCUCUCUCGUGGACACCAAGAGUGCGGGCUGUGCGCUCAGUUCUGCUGUGCACUCGCAGUGUGUCACUGGGCUGGUGUUCUCGCCCCACAGUACGCCCUUCCUGGCCUCUCUCAGCGAAGACUGCUCGCUUGCUGUGCUGGACUCCAGCCUUUCCGAGGUGUUUAGGAGCCGGGCCCACAGAGACUUUGUCAGAGACGCUACUUGGUCCCCGCUCAAUCACUCCCUCCUUACCACGGUGGGCUGGGACCAUCAAGUCAUCCACCAUGCCGUGCCCACAGAGCCUCUCCCAGCCCCGGGACCUGAGAGUGUGGCCGAGUAGGUUGGAUUUCAGACGGCAAGCAGAUCUGCUCCCGUGCCCCGCCCCUCAGCGUGAGACAACCAGAGCCUUUUACAGAGGGGCGACACCCUAGAUCUGUGCGGUUAAUCCGCCCUGUCUCUGCCUGAGGGAGGCCGGAUUCUGGGAGCCUGUAGUCACAGAGAGGAAAGGCUUGGAACACGGGAAUGUAAGUGUGUAGGUGUGUGUGCAGAUCUCUAGUUGUUGGUGGUGGGAGGAAUCAACAAGAAAUCCAUCCCACAUCUUCCCCGAGCACCGCCCCCAGCCUCCCCUCCGCAGAUGUCCACUGCUUCCCGUGUAGCUGUCUCAGGAAUUGCCCGUGUCUGGGUGGGGUGUGGGAUGGGGGCACCCUGGGUUCUUGGAAGCAGCUCUCGAUGCCCCUCAGGGACAAGAGCAACAUUCUGAGCUCUUCUGUUCCCCAAACUUCAGCCCAGCUACUUUGAGGAAGAGGCAGGACACGCCACAGUGGUACACAAACUCCUUGCCGUUAAACCGAGUCAGAAACCAACUUUCUGGCUGGAGCGUGUGUGAAGCCCGUAGCUUCUCCUUCACGCCCCCAUCCCGCUCCCGAAUGAUGUGUGUGUGAGGGAUGAGUGUUCUGUCAGACUCCAUAAAGAAAAGUUUGGAGAUGAUGGAGGCUUAAAGACAUUUCAGUUAUAUUAGCAAACUGACAUAGACUGUUACAGAGAAAUCUCGGCUCCUUCUCCCACCCGAAAGCAGCCUGGCACCUGACCUCUCCUGCCCCUGGCCCCUUUCCCUGGAUAGAGGAAGUCUGCAUGCUGUGUCUGUGGACUCCGGAGGUUUUUAAUUCCAGCAUCAGAGAAUUAAAAAUGAUUGUUGAUGGAAUAAAGAGGCAUUGUCAGCCUGUG
This is a messenger RNA of Lepus europaeus (European hare), 2011 nucleotides long. RefSeq names its product methylosome protein WDR77. Gene Ontology annotation, biological process: oocyte axis specification. Lineage: Eukaryota; Metazoa; Chordata; Mammalia; Lagomorpha; Leporidae. Gene Ontology annotation, molecular function: protein binding. The transcript has 10 exons. Gene Ontology annotation, cellular component: methylosome. Bases 99 to 1127 code for a protein of 342 amino acids. The record is from RefSeq and is a predicted model, not a curated record.